Molecule: messenger RNA, 2116 nt
Organism: Tetranychus urticae (two-spotted spider mite)
Lineage: Eukaryota; Metazoa; Arthropoda; Arachnida; Trombidiformes; Tetranychidae
Source: RefSeq, a predicted model, not a curated record
GCCUUACAGCUGAUUAUCCACAUGUCUUGACACAACUUUUAGUGAUGGAUUUAAAUUAACUUUACCAAAGCUUUAUUUAAUCAAAAUACAACCAAUUAUCCAUUCUUCUUUAUAAAUGUAGUUAUUUUUUCCUGUUAUUUCAAUUUUCAGUGUCAUGUGGCUGCAAUCACUAAUUUUUAAUCGAAGUAUAUCAGAGUUUGGGCCAUCGGCCUUCAGAUUACUUUCGACACCAUUGUUCAUCAAUGUCAAAUUUUUUCAGAGAUGCUCACAAUCUUCCAAAUCGGCUAAUUAUGUUUGGACACAUAUAAGACCACCAACAGAGAACCAGAAAUUAUUCGAGAUUUUAGUUGGCAGUGAAUAUUCAACCAAGCCUGUUAAUCCACAUGUUUCUGAUAAUAGUGAACUUCAAAUAAUAAACCCAUUUUUAGCUGACUCUAACUGCAGGGAUCUUCUCAAUAAUUCUAAUAGAACUGAGAAUACACGUGAAGUUUAUGCCAAAUUCUUUGAAACAAUUAAGAAAAAAGAACCUGAUUGUCUCAGUAAAGUCUCAAUUUUAUUAAGAAAACAUUUCUGUGAUUUGAUUCCUACCAAAGCUCCUUUUGAUUCUUACUGGGAUUUCGUCAAAAAGCUUGACUUGUGUCUAGUCAAAUACUGUACAGGACUCAAAAAAGAUGUUUGGUUGAAACCUAAUUUCAUAGACGAAUGUUUACAAUUAACUAUCGAAUUGUACAAAAUUUCUCCACCUACCUCAAUGGUUUACUCUGAUUGUCUGGUUAAACAUAUUCUUGGAAAAGCACCCAAUCUUACACUGGAGCAGUUCUUGAGAUUAAUGUUUUGUUCAAUAAUAUCUCGUAGAAAAAUGGAAACUUCUCAAGUUGACUGGUGUCAAAAAUUUAUCAAUCAACGUUUAGACUCUUUAAGCCUGGCUCAACUUUCUUUGAUAUUGGUUGCCUUUCAUAAAACUAAAACUCACCUGACUGAUGACCGCCUACUUAAGAGAAUUUUAGAAAAGGCUGGAACAGAAGCGGAAUCUGAACCUGAUGCAACUAUUCGAUCAAGUCUACUUAAAGGAAUUAAUUAUUCUCUGGUCAUGCCCGAUAACAAUUUAUCCAGUCGAUUUGUCAAUUCAUUUCUUCGUUUACGCAAUCUUACUGUGUAUAAUUAUAUGCAUUUGUGUGAGUUCUGUGUAAACAAAAAGUUUUACUGUCCUGAACUGAUUGACUCAUCCUUAACUGUUAUGGGAAAAGCGAUAGAACAUUUGAGAGAAAAGGACGUAGAAAGGAUUUUAAAAUGUGCCACCGCAUUCGAUCAUCUCCAGCCUCCUUGUCCUGAUCUUGACAAAUUGAUUCAUCAAGUAGACUCAUCGUGUAUUCAUUCUGACCCAGCUGAGCUGGAAAAAACUAUCCCUUCAUUAUUGCGCAGCACUUUCCUUCUUGAUAUCUACCCACCAAAUAUGAUUGAUUUUAUUUUAUCGACAAAUUGGAGUGCGAAAUUGAAUUUUUAUGGACAUGAUAUUCAUUUGUUUUAUUGGUUAUUGAUGACAAUCAGGGACUGCCUUAUGAUCGACAAAUAUCCAGAGUAUGUUGGAAGAUUAAACAACUUGGAUACAGUCUACUUAAAAGGGAGUAGAAACCCUCAUUUAAGAACAUCAGCCAACCAAAUAAUUAACCAAAAUUCAGGAAAAAGCAGCAUGAAUAAUAGGAACUUCGGUCUUUUGUACAGAGCAGCGAUGGACGCUUUUCCUAAUCAAAUCGUUCGUCUAGGUUAUUUAUUGUCAACAUCUUUAAUACCUGAUUUAAUAGUAACACCAGUCCAGAAGCAUUUACGUCUAUUAGAAGGUCCAAUCAGAACUCCGAACUGCUUUAUCAAAGCACAUGUUCUGGUUUAUCAAACCAAACAGAUGUAUAUUGAUCGAAAUUAUACUCAAAUUUCCGGACAUUACAGGCUAAGAGAAAGAUUGUUACAAAAAUUAGGAGUAUCUGUGAUAAAUAUACCUUUUUAUGAAAUGUAUCACAAAACUGAUGACGAUGGUGGUAAUAGUGAUCUGGUAGAUUACAUUAGAAGACGUAUACAAGAAGUUGAAUCAUAAAUUAAAUAUGACUCUUAUGGAAUUUAA